GCAUCAUUAUUUUAUAUAUAUAUAUAUAUAUGCCAUUUAUUUUCAUUAUCUUUAAAGGAAUUCUGUAGAAGCAGCCUUUAUUUUCAGACUCUGCAGGCCUGCUGGGAGGAAACAUAUUACAAUAAACAGAAGAAGCUCAUGGUCCACUAUCUGCUGCUCCAGAGUCAAGGCCAGGUCCCGCCCCAUGUCACCACAGAGCACAUGAGCAACUGGCUGGUGUCUCAGGGCAAAAAAUCCCUUAGGGAGAGGGUGUGGAAGGAAACCCUGGAGGAGGGAAACGACCUCGCUCGGCUGGCCUGGGAAGUAAACACUUGCCUAAAAAUGAUGGACUUAGAGCAUGAGGCUUUCUGCAAGCUCCGCCGCUCCAUGCACCCCACCUCGCCUGCUGACAUAGAUCCUAAGGUCCACAGCAUCGUGGAGAGAGCUGUGAGAAGCAUUCUGGGCAAGCAGUCCAAUGAGCCCCGUAGCCCCCUGCUCAGCCCAUCUCAGGUGGUGGUGGAGGUGGUGCCCAGGCUCCUCCUGGCCCUGUGGCUGCAGCCAGAGGAAGGCCAUUCAGAGCACCCAAUCCUUAUAAGUGGGAUGGCCGUGGGCAUGGUGGCGGCCGUAGUGGAGAAGCUCUCCUGCAUGUUAAAGGACCCUUCCCCUCACAUCCCUUUCUCCCGGGCUGCUGCUUUUGACUCUGUGUGGUCGAUUCUCAGGAGAAUCAGUCAGUCCUUCUCCACCGAUGACCUGCAGAGCCCUUUUUAUAUGAGCUCUGUUUGUGCCUUUGUGGCGGAUGAGGUGCAGAGCUGCUUCCAGCCCCCUGCAGCCACCCUACCAGUCCCCCCUGUCCUCGCGGUGGCUGUUUCCACCACACUACCAGCUGGCAUCCAAGCAGAUCCGGCUUCUUCCCACCUGGAGGAUGUAGACAUCACCCCUAACACAGAGGCAGACCCGGGUUCUUCCAACCUGAAUGUUGUGGACAUCAACUCUAACACAGAGGCAGACCCGGCUUCUUCCCACCUUAAUGUUGUGGACAUCAACUCUAACACAGAGGCAGACCCGGCUUCUUCCAACCUGAAUGUUGUGGACAUCAACUCUAACACAGAGGCAGACCCGGCUUCUUCCCACCUUAAUGUUGUGGACAUCAACUCUAACACAGAGGCAGACCCGGCUUCUUCCAACCUGAAUGUUGUGGACAUCAACUCUAACACAGAGGCAGACCCGGCUUCUUCCCACCUUAAUGUUGUGGACAUCAACUCUAACACAGAGGCAGACCCGGCUUCUUCCCACCUUAAUGUUGUGGACAUCAACUCUAACACAGAGGCAGACCCGGCUUCUUCCCACCUUAAUGUUGUGGACAUCAACUCUAACACAGAGGCAGAGGCAGACCCGGCUUCUUCCAACCUGAAUGUUGUGGACAUCAACUCUAACACAGAGGCAGACCCGGCUUCUUCCCACCUGAAUGUUGUGGACAUCAACUCUAACACAGAGGCAGACCCGGCUUCUUCCCACCUUAAUGUUGUGGACAUCAACUCUAACACAGAGGCAGACCCGGCUUCUUCCAACCUGAAUGUUGUGGACAUCAACUCUAACACAGAGGCAGACCCGGCUUCUUCCCACCUUAAUGUUGUGGACAUCAACUCUAACACAGAGGCAGACCCGGCUUCUUCCAACCUGAAUGUUGUGGACAUCAACUCUAACACAGAGGCAGACCCGGCUUCUUCCCACCUUAAUGUUGUGGACAUCAACUCUAACACAGAGGCAGACCCGGCUUCUUCCCACCUUAAUGUUGUGGACAUCACCCCUAAUACAGAGGUAGAGCCCAUCUCUUCCCUCUUGGAGGUUGUGGACGUCAGACCUGAAGAAAGGACUCUCACGAUGGCCGUCUCCGCCACUCUGCCAGCUGACAUCCAAGCAGAGGAUGUUGCUGUGGUCAUCCCGGAUGUCACCCCACACGUCACCAAGGAUGUGACACUGGAUGUUCCAUGCAGAGCUAGGAAAGGGGCAGUCCUGCGAUUAUUUUGCAGGCUUUGGAGGGCAGUGUGCUGCUGCGCCUGCCACAAGGAAGAGGAGGAACAAUAUUAAUUAUUCAUCACACCUGCAGAAAUGGGAUUGAACCAUAGACCAUUAAAUUAUUAAAUUAUAAUUGGACUCAAUUCUGCUUUUCUUCUGUUUACUACUUAAUUUCAGAAAAUGUCUAUAAACUUUCACUUUGCAAGUGUGGAGUAGGUUGUGUAAA
This is a messenger RNA of Oncorhynchus gorbuscha (pink salmon), 2221 nucleotides long. RefSeq names its product pheromone-regulated protein PRM7-like. The transcript has 7 exons. Lineage: Eukaryota; Metazoa; Chordata; Actinopteri; Salmoniformes; Salmonidae. Bases 139 to 2067 code for a protein of 642 amino acids. The record is from RefSeq and is a predicted model, not a curated record.